This is a messenger RNA of Harpia harpyja (harpy eagle), 2305 nucleotides long. It is a transcript of the gene OSR1, whose product is annotated as odd-skipped related transcription factor 1. Gene Ontology annotation, cellular component: nucleus. NCBI's taxonomy places the organism in Eukaryota, Metazoa, Chordata, Aves, Accipitriformes, Accipitridae. Gene Ontology annotation, molecular function: DNA-binding transcription factor activity, RNA polymerase II-specific; RNA polymerase II transcription regulatory region sequence-specific DNA binding. The record is from RefSeq and is a predicted model, not a curated record. Bases 407 to 1189 code for a protein of 260 amino acids. Gene Ontology annotation, biological process: regulation of transcription by RNA polymerase II; urogenital system development; embryo development. The transcript has 3 exons.
GGAAGGGAUCGGUUCAGUGUGAGCUCGGCAGCUCCCGGGCGCGUUUGCAGUCCGGCACACGCAGCCGGCGCCGGGAGCAGGAGGAGGGAGAGCACCUCCGUCUCCAUCAGCCAGAGCACCUGGACACCUGGCCCCGCUGCUCGCUCGGAUCUGCCUGUACCCGCUGGAGGAGCAGUGGGGUGGGGUGGGGAGAGAGCUGUGCCCCCCAGGGCCAGCAGAGACACUGACCUAGCCCAACCUCUCCUUUUUCUUUUUCUUUUUUUUUUCCUAUUUUUUUUUUCUAUCAUUUUAUUUUGCCAGCUCCAAUUUAGCCCAGGAUCUUUUAACUGCUGCCAGCGGUGGAGCACAGAUCGGGAUUAGAUCUUUUCCUCCCCUGUUCCCAAGAUCCUCCUCCUGAGCGGCCACCAUGGGAAGUAAGACCCUGCCGGCCCCAGUGCCUAUCCAUCCUUCCCUCCAGCUCACCAACUACUCCUUCCUGCAAGCGUUCAACGGGCUGCCCGCCGUGCCCUCUGACCACCUCUCCAACCUCUAUGGGUUCAGUGCCCUGCACGCUGUACACCUGCACCAGUGGACUUUGGGGUACCCUGCCAUGCAUCUGCCCCGCUCCUCCUUCUCCAAAGUGCCCAGCGUGUCAAGCCUGGUGGAUGCACGGUUCCAGCUGCCGACCUUCCCGCUCUUCCCACAUGUCAUCCAACCCAAGCAAGAGGCCACCAAUGUGACCCUCAAAGCCAAACCACGCUUCGACUUUGCCAACUUAGCAGUGGCCGCCACACAAGAGGACCACUCUAAACUGGGACAGGCAGACAGCCAGGGCUCACCCCCAGGGCUGGGGUCUUUGCUUGAGGUGACUAAACUCUCUCCAGAGAAGAAACCCACGCGGGGAAGGUUACCGUCCAAAACCAAGAAGGAGUUCGUGUGUAAAUUCUGUGGCAGGCACUUCACCAAGUCCUACAACCUUUUGAUCCAUGAAAGAACCCACACCGAUGAACGACCCUACACAUGUGACAUUUGUCACAAGGCCUUCAGAAGACAGGACCACCUGAGGGAUCACAGAUAUAUCCAUUCUAAAGAAAAGCCUUUUAAGUGUCAAGAAUGCGGGAAAGGAUUUUGCCAGUCCAGAACGCUAGCUGUCCACAAGACACUGCACACGCAAGUAAAGGAACUGAAACCUGCCAAACUUAAGUGCUGAAUCUCCAACUUCUGUGAACUUUUCCUCCCCUUCAGACUUUACACCAAAACCAGAGCAGAAACAAAACUUUCAGGAUGGGAGCACUGAACUUUGUGUUUUGUUUUUGUUUGUACUUUAAAAAGAGCAAAAUCCACACCCCACCUCCCCCUACCCAAGCAACUAACUUCCUAAGUCGUGGGUGAAAAGAUUAUUUUGCAUUUAAAAUAUACAUGAAUGAUGCAGAGAGUGCUAGCUGACUUGUGUGGCUUUGAUAAACUUUAUGCCAAAAGGUGGUGCUCACGUGUUGGACAGGAAUCUCUUUAAAACCAAACAAAAACCCACAAGCACCCCCCCCCAAAUCCCAACAAAAAACCCCAAAACUGUAGCUUCCAAAAGUAUUACUUUAAAAAAAAAAGAACCCCCAACCUCUUAUUUUAUACGUUUUUUUGACUGUAUAAAGCUUCUUAUUUUUACACUUCAGGAAAUACAGAGAAUUCCGGAAGACGAUUAAGAACUGAAAUGGUGGUUUCUCAUCACAGCACCAUUAGGACAAGGAGAAGGGCAACUUGCAAAUCUCAUUUGCUAGUUUGUUUUCCUAAAAGGAGAAGAAAAUUAAUGUUUGGAAAUGACCUAUAUCUCUCAAGUGGGGAGUCCUAUCAUGCGCUAGAAAACGCAUCCAGAUCUUAGACCUGCGGGUCCCCGGUGUUCAGGACAAAUCAGUGUUCAUAGGACAUGGAGACCUUUUUUUUGCCUUGUGGUCUAGUGUGCUGUGAGGAGGUUUGUAACUUGUGGACUUAUUUUAAAAAACCCGAAGGAAAGAAAGAUGGCAAUAUGUCAAACUGACGGUAUGCACAACGUGGUUUUAGUGGUACUUUAAAGUCUUCGUGCGUCCUGAUGAGAGAGAACAAAUCUCAACCUGAGAGCAUAUUUUUUUAAAUGCUGGCUUUCUGAACAGUGUAUUCAAAUUAAGAGACAUUCCAAUAAGUUUUGUUUAUUAAAAAAAAAAAAAAAAGUUGUAUGGCUGUUUGGCACUUUAUGCUGAUUAUUGGUAAUUGACAUUUAUCACUGGAUUGUGUGUGUUUUUUAAGUAUUAAAAUAAAUCGUUAUUUUACAGGCAAGUCUGCAUGGACUACAUAU